Molecule: messenger RNA, 930 nt
Organism: Gloeophyllum trabeum ATCC 11539
Lineage: Eukaryota; Fungi; Basidiomycota; Agaricomycetes; Gloeophyllales; Gloeophyllaceae
Exons: 2
Coding region: 1-930 (309 amino acids)
Biological process (GO): regulation of cyclin-dependent protein serine/threonine kinase activity; mitotic cell cycle phase transition
Cellular component (GO): cytoplasm; cyclin-dependent protein kinase holoenzyme complex; nucleus
Molecular function (GO): cyclin-dependent protein serine/threonine kinase regulator activity
Source: RefSeq, a predicted model, not a curated record
AUGUCUCUCCGCACUGUGAAGUAUGACUAUGGCGUUCACCCCGGAAAGGGCUCAUGGACCAUCAGUGAGAACCCAGGACAAGACCCGGACGGGUGGUGGACGUUCUGGCAUCUCGAGAGGGCUCCGAGUUCGAAGCAGCCCAUUCCGUACCCGAUGGAGCCGGUCAUGGAAUGGAUGAGAAAGACGGAGGUCCAAACACUUCCGAACCGCCGAAGGAUCGAGAUGCUCCAGCCCGACUGGCAGUGGGGCAAGCGCCGACUCGUCAUGCUCUCCAUCCACAACCUGCACCACCAGAUGCGCCUGAACCCGCAGACGCUGCAGCUGGCGUGCGCGCUGAUCGACCGCCUCCUAUCCCUCAAACGCACCAGCCCCGAGGACUUUCCCGUGCUCGCCGUCGCCGCGCUCUUCGCCGCGGCCAACCGCCUCGAGGAGGUGGACAGCCCGGCGCGGUUCUGUGAGUUUUGUCCGAACUUCAAGCCGGAAGAGGUGGAGCGCUGGCGGUUCAGACUCGUGGAGGCGCUCGGCGAUACGCUCUCUGUCCGGUGCCCCGAUGACUGGCUGCAGUAUUACCAGGAACGCGGCGGUAAGUGGACCGAGAAGGAAAUCGCCAUCUCGAGGUUCCUGGUGAAGAUGGCCUAUCUGUACGAAGACUUCAUCGGUGUCCUCCCGUCGACGAUGUUCUGGGCCACGCGGUAUGUCGCCGCCUGCAUCUUGUCGCCCGAUCGAGUAUUGCAUUCGCUCCCGAAAGAACAUCCUGUCACCGUGGCUGCACUUCGUCUGGAUGCGUUGCUGGCUAGGGACGUCAAGAUCGAUGGGCUGUCGCUGGCGGAUGAGAAGUACUCGCCGGCGUCUGUGCAAGUGUUCGAGUUGGUUACGGGCUACUACGAGUCGGGUAAGCGACUGAGCUUGUUACGGUUCCCUGGGGAGUGA